This is a messenger RNA of Trichophyton rubrum CBS 118892, 1203 nucleotides long. RefSeq lists its product as uncharacterized. The coding region runs from base 1 to 1203 and encodes 400 amino acids. Gene Ontology annotation, molecular function: snoRNA binding; protein binding. Gene Ontology annotation, biological process: maturation of SSU-rRNA from tricistronic rRNA transcript (SSU-rRNA, 5.8S rRNA, LSU-rRNA). Gene Ontology annotation, cellular component: Pwp2p-containing subcomplex of 90S preribosome; small-subunit processome. The record is from RefSeq and is a predicted model, not a curated record. The transcript is spliced from 2 exons. NCBI's taxonomy places the organism in Eukaryota, Fungi, Ascomycota, Eurotiomycetes, Onygenales, Arthrodermataceae.
AUGUCCGCGAGCGAUAAAGCUCGCUAUUACCUGGAGCAGCUUGUCCCUGAGCUCCGUGAAUUCAAGAAGAAGAAGAUCUUUACUGAGGAAGAAAUAAGUUCUAUAACGAAGAAGAGAUCCGACUUUGAACACAGGAUAAAUGCUCGCGGCCCGUCACCGGCAGACUAUGCCCGGUAUGCAGAGUACGAGAUGAACCUGGAUGCCCUGCGUAAGAAGAGGAUCAAGCGACUAGGUGUCAAGGCGCCGACGCACACUGGACAGCGACGAGUCUUCUUUAUCCUCGAUCGGGCGACAAGGAAGUUCCAUGGUGACGUGAGCCUAUGGCAGCAAUAUAUCGACUAUGCUCGCAAGCAAAAGGCGUAUAAGAAAUUGGCCCAAAUAUUCACAAAUGCACUACGGCUGCACCCGCGAGAGGUGGAUCUAUGGAUCUACGCUGCUCAGCAUUCGCUGCAAGACCAUGGGGAUAUGAUGCAAGCGAGAGGGUAUAUGCAGAGAGGAUUACGGUUCUGUCAGUCUUCUCGACAGCUGUGGCUUCAGUAUGCGAAACUGGAGAUGAUCUAUAUAGCGAAGAUAGGUGCACGGCAGCGGAUACUGGGACUAGAUAAGGUAGAGGAGAGAGAUGGUAUUGAUGAACAAAAUGACGAUGAGGGUGCAGAUGUGAUGAUACUACCGCGGUUGACGGGGGAGGAUAUCAACCCUACACUUGAAGGAGACGAGCCGGACCAGAAGUCACUAGAGACACUCAAUGCUACUCCAGCGCUGUCAGGAGCCAUCCCUAUCGCCGUUUUUGACGCGGCCAUGAACCAGUUUAACAACGACGCCGGGUUUGCGUAUGACUUUUACCACAUGCUGCUUGAGUUCGAAGAGUGUGCCUGUCUGCGACGAGUGCUCGGCCACGUCGCUGACUCGCUCAUAACAGCCCAUCCGGCCAACGCCAAAGCUCAGGAGUGCCAUAUCAGGUACCCGGUGGGAGGCAUAAAUCCCUGUUCUCCCGAGUUUCCACGAGCAUUCUCACUCGCUCUCGGACGGUUGAAGAAGCACAUGAAAGAUGACAACCCCGUCCUGGCCCUGCUUGCACCACACAUCACCACCUGGCUUCAGCGUCUUCUCGAAACCGAGAACCUCGACCCAGCGCUGCGGAAGGUGAUACAGGUGACGCUAAAGAGCGCAAGUCGGCAGAUGGAGAGUUGCAGGGUAUCAUAG